CGAGGGCGGACUCAAGAGGACGGUUUCCGGGUUUCCCUUCCUGGGCUGGGACAGCGGCAAGAGGCAAGAAGCUCCUGUUGAUUAAUAAUAAUUACCAAUUACGCGCAGGCUCAUCAGGCAUCCAGUAAACUGCAGCGAUGUCUCAGUCUGGAGAGAAAGGGAAGUUCCCAGAUGCAACAGGUUAUGUAGGGUUCGCCAACCUCCCAAACCAAGUGCACCGGAAGUCAGUGAAAAAGGGGUUUGAAUUUACCCUAAUGGUUGUAGGGGAGUCUGGCUUAGGCAAAUCAACACUUAUAAACAGCCUGUUUCUCACUGAUCUCUACCCUGAACGCUACAUCCCUGGUGCUGCAGAGAAGAUUGAGAGGACUGUGCAGAUUGAGGCUUCGACUGUGGAGAUCGAGGAGCGAGGAGUAAAGCUGCGUCUCACCGUGGUCGACACCCCUGGAUACGGCGACGCCAUCAACAGCCAAGACUGCUUCAAGACCAUCAUCCAGUACAUUGACAAUCAGUUUGAGAGAUACCUCCAUGAUGAGAGCGGGCUUAACCGAAGACACAUAGUGGACAACAGGGUUCACUGCUGCUUCUAUUUCAUAUCUCCAUUUGGACACGGUUUGAAGCCUCUGGAUGUGGAGUUCAUGAAAGCCAUCCACAGCAAAGUCAACAUAGUCCCAGUCAUUGCCAAGGCCGACACGCUGACGCUGAGGGAGAGGGAUCGCCUGAAGAGGAGGAUCCUGGAUGAGAUCGCUGAGCAUGGGAUCAGAAUUUACCAGCUACCUGACGCCGAUUCCGACGAGGACGAGGAGUUCAAGGAGCAGACCAGAGUCCUGAAGGCAAGCAUUCCCUUUGCUGUGAUUGGCUCCAAUCAGCUGAUUGAGGUAAAGGGGAAGAAGAUCCGUGGUCGUCUCUACCCCUGGGGAGUUGUUGAAGUGGAGAACCCUGAGCACAAUGACUUCCUCAAACUACGAACAAUGCUUGUGACACACAUGCAGGACCUGCAGGAAGUAACUCAGGAUCUGCAUUAUGAGAACUUCCGCUCAGAGAGGCUGAAGAGAGCGGGCAGGGCUGUGGACGAGGAUGUGCUGGAUAAAGAUCAGAUCCUGCUACAGAAAGAGGCAGAGCUGAGACGUAUGCAGCAGAUGAUUGCUCAGAUGCAGGCACAGAUGAAGAUGAAAGCAGACGAGUGAACGAGCAUGAGCAGAAGGGAGACAUGGUGAUCUCAACCUCCGCAACACACAUAGACACACACACACACACACACACACACACACGCAGGCACACACGCAGGUACACAUACACCUGGUCCUCCUUUGAAUCCAUCCCUGCUCUCUGCCAUGCCACAGAUCCACCAGGAGUCCAGGUAUCCAGGAUCUCAUCAUCUUUAUCUGCACACCAUCACUUCUUCUUCCCUUCAAAUAUCCAUCCAUCAGCUGUUCAGGAGCUUCUUGAACUUAUUGUCAAGACUUCACUUAAAUCCACAUAUUGUCUUAUUACGUGUGUUAGAGUUUGCUUAAUUCGACUGGGCAAAAUUUUUAAAAACGUGAACACAAUAAACAUAUAAUACUGGAUCAUUAUCAUAAAUCUAUCUGUUAUUUAGACUUUGAUCUUAAUUAUGACUCCACGGAGCUGCAAGUGACAAUGGUACGAAGAGGUUUGCCAUCACACUAUGAUGUUUACAAAAUUAUAUGUAUGAGUUAUGCAUUUUGCUCAAGUCCGAGCUUCAGAUGACACCAUCCUCCAUUUAUUCUGCUAACUUAAAAGUUUAAAAAAAAAAAAAAAAAACAGUUUGCUUCUCAUGUUUUCUUUUAGCUUAUGAAUAUUUCAGUAGCCCAUCAUGUUUACCUCUGGAUGGUUCAGUGCCUUCAGUCUGAUGAUGCAAAACUACAUAUUACUACACUGAAAGGUUAAGUGUGGUUUUAAAUGAGGUAAACUGUCCAUGCUGAGAAUAAUGAAUGCUCUUGUAUCUGGUUUUCCAGUCAACAUAUUUGUCCUUGAUUGUGUUAGGCUACAAACCUUACUUCCAACACUACGAACAUAAUUUUAGGUGUUUAUUUGGCUCAUAGGGUGAAAGCUACUAUAUGCAAGUAAUCAAACUAAUACUACUUUAGGAUUAUGUUACAGCUGAAUAAAGUGCCAUGUUCGUAAUACCUUUGCAUUUAUCAUCAAGAGCUGCAUGAUCUUUAUUGUCAGUGUCAAACUACAACUACAUACUGAAACAAAAUUACACUAUAAAGUAACUUAAUAUGUGUCAGUGAUGUCAUUUAAUAUGUGAAAUGGUCUGUUUGUGUGUUACAUGUGCAGUCUUUUACUAUACUGUAUUUUGGACUUUCCCAUUUAAAAAUCCGAUUCUUUAAUAUUUAACUGUUAUAUGUGUAAACACCCUCCAGCCUUCUGUUUAGCAGUGCCAUCUAACUGUCACUGAUGUGCUACUGGCAUUAUUCUGUUUUUUCUGUCUUUUGCUCUUGUAUACAGAUCUCUCUGUUGAACUCACUAAUGUCGGUUAAGACUUGUUUUUAGACAUGAACUUUUUUCUAUCUGGAAUAAAAUUUGUUUAGAGGAAAAAAAA
Messenger RNA from Epinephelus lanceolatus (giant grouper), 2563 nucleotides. RefSeq names its product septin-2A. Gene Ontology annotation, molecular function: GTP binding. Gene Ontology annotation, biological process: cell division. The record is from RefSeq and is a predicted model, not a curated record. Lineage: Eukaryota; Metazoa; Chordata; Actinopteri; Perciformes; Serranidae.